GCCCAGCCGCCCGCGGCCGCCCUGGACGCCGUGUCGCUCAGCAGCAGCCUGGACAGCGGGGCACGGACCCCGCGAUGCAGGAUCUGCUUCCAGGGGCCCGAGCAGGGGGAGCUGCUGAGCCCGUGCCGGUGCGCCGGGUCCGUGCGCUGCACGCACCAGCCCUGCCUCAUCCGCUGGAUCAGCGAGAGGGGCUCGUGGAGCUGCGAGCUCUGCUACUUCAAGUACCAGGUCCUCGCCAUCAGCACCAAGAACCCGCUGCAGUGGCAGGCCAUCUCCCUGACGGUCAUCGAGAAGGUGCAGAUCGCCGCCAUCAUCCUAGGCUCCCUCUUCCUCAUCGCCAGCAUUUCCUGGCUCGUCUGGUCCUCACUCAGCCCCUCGGCCAAGUGGCAGCGGCAGGACCUGCUCUUCCAGAUCUGCUACGGCAUGUACGGCUUCAUGGACAUUGUCUGCAUAGGUUUGAUCAUUCACGAGGGCUCCUCGGUGUAUCGAAUAUUCAAGCGCUGGCAGGCGGUGAACCAGCAGUGGAAGGUGCUGAACUAUGACAAGGCCAAGGACCUUGGGGAGCCCGCGGGCGGAACGGCCAAGGCCGGGGGCAGGCUGGCACGGACGGAGAGGAACCCCCGGAGGGGCCAGCGGGUUAGGACGAUCUUGAACCAUCACUGUGGCUACACCAUCCUGCACAUCCUCAGCCACCUGCGGCCCAGCGAGCACCGCGGCAGCUCCGGCGCCGGCCGCGAGGUGGUCAUGAGAGUCACGACGGUAUAACCGGCCGCGCACGGAGGGCAGGGAGCCCGCCGCCUCCUCCCCGCGCCCGGAGAGGGCACCCCGCAGCUGCCUGUGGAAGGGAAGCCCCAGAGAGCAAUUCGGGGCUGGGCCACACGCGGGAUAUUUUGUUUUCGAGGCUCUCGCCUUGCUCUCGUGCCCCCCGUCCGGGGGGGCGCUGCGGCCUGGCCUGCUCUCAGCCUGCGCCCUCCUCAGCUCCCGUCAAUGUGAAAAUUCCUCUUUGGAGGAAGGAAAACCACAGCGUCGCCUUCCACCGGCUCCAGACGACAAUCCAGGCCUCCGGCCGGGGCAGCAUUCGCCUGCCUGAGUCUGGAAACCAGGGGCCAGAAAGGAACAUUUUUACCUCAUCUUUGAAAGAAAAAUCCAAUCAAAAAGGAAAAAAAAAAAAAGGUCCCUAUUCCCCCCGGUCCCAGCCCAGCCUGACGCGAGUCCCCACCCUGGGGACGCCCCGGGAAAGGUUUGGAUUUCCCCGUCCCAACAAGGUGCAAUAAACAGGUUUCUACAACAAA
Messenger RNA from Alligator sinensis (Chinese alligator), 1292 nucleotides. RefSeq names its product membrane associated ring-CH-type finger 9 (gene MARCHF9). Gene Ontology annotation, biological process: protein ubiquitination. Lineage: Eukaryota; Metazoa; Chordata; Crocodylia; Alligatoridae. The record is from RefSeq and is a predicted model, not a curated record. The annotation marks the transcript as partial. The transcript is spliced from 4 exons. Gene Ontology annotation, molecular function: ubiquitin-protein transferase activity; zinc ion binding.